Messenger RNA from Chironomus riparius, 4247 nucleotides. The record is from the annotation of a GenBank genome assembly. NCBI's taxonomy places the organism in Eukaryota, Metazoa, Arthropoda, Insecta, Diptera, Chironomidae.
ACAUUGUUUUAUUAAUCCAAAAAAAAACCGCACCCAAAAAAUAACAAAAAAUGAACAAGUUACUUUUGUCAUUAAUUUUCUGCUCAAUCUCUAUUUAUUCAGUGACAUCAAUAAAAUGUUAUGUUUGUAAUUCAACCGAUACUUCACAACCUUUUCAAUGCAGUGAAUGGUUUGAACGUUAUGAUCGUCCAGACAUUCAGCCUGUAGAUUGCUCUGCAGUACAUGGUGCAAAAUACUGCAUCAAACAUAUUGGACGAUUUGAAGGUGGCAUCGGAGCAAUUAGAUAUUGCUCUUCAAGAGAUUUGGGCAACUAUUGUAACGAUGUUAAGAAUAAAGGAGAUGAGCUAGAAUAUCGAUCUUGCAUUUUUACAUGUGAAACAGAUGGAUGUAACACAAGUUCAUUUAUUAAGAUCCCAUUAGGCUUGUUACUAACAAUGUCAGAAACAACAAAAACAAAAUCAGAAAUGCAUCAAAACAACAAUAAUAAUAAUUCGUCUAUCCAGUUAAAUAGUUUAACACGUCAAAAUUUGGUCAACUCUUCUAAAAGCUCCACACAGGUUUUAAACAGCUCAUCAGCCUCAUCGUCUUCUUCUCGCAUUGCAAAGACAACAUCUUCACAACGUCUCCAUCAUAUUACAUCUAGUAGUUCAACAUCUUCAACGCAAUCACAAACGAUUUCAUCUGGCAAUGUUGGCAGCGUGGUGGUGAAUCCACAUGUUUUACAGCGGGAUCUAAAUGAAUUUAAGAACUCUAUGAGUGAGAUUAACAAUCUUGCAUCGAGAUCCACAAUGACAAAUAUUCAAAAUAAAAUUCGGUCUUCCCUUGAAAAUCUUGUAGACGACUCCGAGCCAGUUGUUACUUUCCCAGAUGAAAAUAAAGUAAAUGAAUUGCAUAGCGAUUUAACUUCAGAUGAAAAUCUUGAAAACACUCGAUUAUCCUUAGUAGAUAGAAUGAAAUAUGAAGAAAAACGUACAAUGAAUACUUCAAAAACCAAGUUUUUAUCAAAUGGAUUUAGUAGUGAGCAAGCAAUGACAAAUGCAGCAGAGAUGAAGAAAUUACAAACAAAUGAUUUAGAAUUUAAAGAAGCAAAAGCAAUUACAGCUGUAAAAAAUCGAUUUGAAAUGGAUGGAUUAAAAACGGAGGAGGCAAAUGCUGUGGUGCAGCCCUGGAAAGUAAGGAAGGGCAUAUUUAAGUCUACAGGCACAUCAGAUUAUGAAUUACCAAAACGAGACACACCCAGUCCCAUUGUAGAAAUGCCAUUAUCUCCACCGCCCUCUAAAACAAUAAAAAAUCCUUUAUCUCCAGUUUCUACACAUAUUACUAUAAUUGAAAGUCCUUUAACAUUUUCACCUACAAAUUCUUCAACUCUCCAACCAAUUUUACAUAGGACAAUACGCGAAAUACCAAUUGAUAGAAGUGAUGAGGAAGCACGUUCAAUUAAAGCAGGAGACUUUCAACAAAAGGAUUCAAAUAAUAUUGAGGCAUUGAGUUUUAAAGUUCAACAUGAACAAUUUAGUGCAGAGAAAAGAGCUAUGAAGCAAGCUCAACAAAGUCAAACAAAAACUUCGGCAGGAAUUUAUAAUCAAGAACAAAUACAUCAUAAAUCACAGAUGUCGUAUAACAGUAGCAGUAUGAUAAGCCAGUCUUCUCAAUACAGUACUUCAACUAACAACGGUUCAUGGGAUCUCGAAAUGUCACAAAAUUUUGAUGAUCUAGAAAACUUGUCUUCAACAAGCAAUCCAUUAGAUGUUGAGCAAGCAAUUUUAAAGUAUUCGCAACAUGUGAACAUGUGUGUAAGACAAUUAUGCUUUAUCGGAAAGGCAUCUGAAGCUUUAGAGAAACUAAAUGAAAUUGUUCGUAGAGCGUGGGCAGUUCCAACUCAUGGUCAUGAACUUGGUGCAAGCUUAUGCAAUGCACUCAAACAAAACGGUGGAUUAGAUAUUUUGAUGAAAAACUGUAUGGAAGGAGACGAAGAUCUUCAAUUUUCUUCAGCACGUUUACUUGAGCAAUGCUUAACAACAGAAAACAGAGCUCACGUUGUAGAGAAUGGACUUGAAAAAGUAGUCAAUGUAGCUUGUGUUUGUACUAGAAACUCACAGACAGCGAGUGAUCAAUUAAAUCGAUCUCGAGUAGGAACAGGAAUCUUGGAACAUCUUUUUAAACACAGUGAAGGGACUUGUUCGGACGUAAUCAGAUUAGGUGGUCUUGAUGCAGUGUUGUUUGAAUGCAGAAAAAAUGAUAUUGAGACAUUGAGACAUUGUGCAACAGCCUUAGCUAACUUAUCUCUCUAUGGAGGUGCAGAAAAUCAGGAAGCAAUGAUAAACAAAAAAGUUCCAAUGUGGCUUUUUCCAUUAGCGUUCCAUGACGAUGAUAAUAUUAAAUAUUAUGCAUGUUUGGCAAUUGCAGUUCUUGUUGCUAAUAAAGAAAUUGAAGCAGAAGUAUUGAAAUCUGGAACUUUGGAUUUGGUAGAACCAUUUGUGUUAUCUCAUAAUCCGUAUGAGUUUGCGAAAUCCAGUUUAUCACAUGUGCAUGGCCAAAGUAAACAUUGGCUUCAAAGAUUGGUUCCUGUUUUAAGUUCAAAGCGCGAAGAAGCAAGAAAUUUGGCUAGCUUUCAUUUUUGUAUGGAAGCAGGAAUAAAAAGACAGCAAGGUAAUACUGAAAUUUUUCGCGAAAUCGGAGCUAUAGAGCCCCUUAAAAAGGUUGCUAGUUGUCCAAAUGCGAUUGCAUCUAAAUUUGCAGCACAAGCAUUAAGAUUAAUAGGAGAGACUGUUCCUCAUAAACUUUCUCAGCAAGUGCCAUUAUGGUCUAUUGAAGACGUACGUGAAUGGGUUAAACAAAUAGGAUUUGGUGAAUAUGAACACAGCUUUUUUGACGCUAAAGUAGAUGGUGAUCUCCUGUUGCAGUUAACAGAAGAAAAUUUGCGAGAAGAUUUGGGUAUUAAGAAUGGGAUCCGAAGGAAAAGAUUUGAGAGAGAGCUUCAAAAUUUGAAGAAAAUGGCAGAUUACUCAUCAAGAGAUACAAGUAACAUUAAUAAUUUUCUUCUGUCAAUCGGUCCCGAAUAUUCAAUUUAUACUUACUCUAUGGUUAAUGCUGGAGUUGAUAAAGAAUCCCUUCGAUCACUCAAUGAUGAUCAAUUGAUUGCAGAAUGCAGCAUAACGAACUCAAUUCAUCGAUCGAGAAUUUUAAAUGCGUUAUCAUUAAUGGGAAAUACAUCAGAGCAACAAAGUGAUGACAGUAUGGAUAAAACACUAGAUGUGUUUGUUUCCUACAGACGUAGCAAUGGAUCUCAACUAGCAAGUUUGCUUAAAGUUCAUUUACAACUAAGAGGUUUUUCUGUAUUUAUUGAUGUAGAACGACUUGAAGCUGGAAAAUUUGAUAACAAUUUACUACAAAGCAUUAAACAAGCCAAACAUUUUCUAUUAGUGCUAACGCCUCGAGCACUAGAAAGAUGUAUAGAAGAUCACGAAUGCAAGGAUUGGGUUCAUAGAGAAAUUGUAGCGGCAUUAAAUUCAAGUUGCAACAUUAUACCUAUUAUCGAUAAUUUUUGUUGGCCUGAACCCGAAAAACUACCUGAAGAUAUGAGAAAUGUUUGCUAUUUUAAUGGUGUACGAUGGAUACAUGAUUAUCAAGAUGCUUGCGUUGAUAAGCUUGAAAGAUUUAUGCGUGGAGAAUUAAAUAUUAGAAAUGUUGACACUCGGACUGGAUUAGGAAGAGGAAUUGAUUUGACCGCACCUUCAACACCCGGAACAGCUUCAUCGAUGAGAACUAAUCCUCCUAGCUAUCAAAGGAUGCAUAGCAAUGAUUCAAAUAAAGAUUUAAAAGAUGUCAAACCAAACACAAAGUAUUAUGCUGAUUGUAACACUUUAUCUGCAUCCAAUCCGCUUGAUAAACGUAGCCAUAGUUUGGAAGGCUUUUUAGACUCAUCGGAAAUUCAACAUUUUAAUGACUCAACAGAAAAUCUUGAUAACAAAACUGACGUUUCAACCGAAACGUCCUAUAAUAGACGAUCAAAAAGUUUAGAUGACUUAUUUAAUGACAAUUGCGUCAUAGACGAAACUAAAUCCAUUGCAUCAGAAAGUAAUUGUGAACAAGAAUUGCUUAUUGUAGACAAUUCUAUGAUUGAUGAUCAUGGAGUAAAUGAACAAAAUAAUUCAUUAAACCAGGACUUAAAUAUUUUGAAUGAAAAUAAUACAAAAAACUCAUUUCUUGAUAGAUAUUUCAAAAAGGUUAAAAAAUUAAUCAAAUAG